CCCAGCUGGGCCAGGGCUGACAAACUAGGGCUCGACCUCUGCCCAUAGUGGUCACCACUCCUCAAGGCUCAGCCAGCACCAUGAGUGGCCGAGUUGGAGACCUGAGCCCCAAACAGGCAGAGACCCUGGCCAAGUUCCAAGAAAAUGUCCAUGAUGUGCUGCCUGCCCUGCCCAACCCUGAUGAUUACUUCCUUCUGCGUUGGCUCCGAGCUCGGAAUUUUGAUCUGCAGAAAUCGGAGGCCAUGCUCCGCAAGUACAUGGAGUUCCGGAAGAUCAUGGACAUUGACCACAUCCUUGAUUGGCAACCCCCAGAGGUGAUCCAAAAAUACAUGCCUGGGGGCCUGUGUGGCUAUGACCGUGAUGGGUGCCCUGUGUGGUAUGACAUCAUUGGGCCACUAGACCCCAAGGGGCUGCUUUUCUCCGUCACCAAGCAGGACCUGCUCAAGACCAAGAUGAGGGACUGUGAGCGCAUCCUGCAUGAGUGUGACCUGCAGACAGAGCGGCUGGGGAAGAAGAUUGAGACCAUCGUGAUGAUAUUUGACUGUGAGGGCCUAGGGCUGAAACACUUUUGGAAACCUCUGGUGGAAGUGUACCAGGAGUUCUUUGGCCUCCUUGAAGAGAACUACCCAGAGACUCUGAAGUUUAUGCUUAUUGUGAAAGCCACCAAACUGUUCCCUGUGGGUUACAACCUCAUGAAACCAUUCCUGAGUGAGGACACUCGCAGAAAAAUAGUAGUGUUGGGAAAUAACUGGAAGGAAGGUUUGCUGAAACUCAUCAGCCCUGAGGAACUGCCUGCCCAGUUUGGGGGGACCCUGACUGACCCAGAUGGGAACCCCAAAUGUUUAAGCAAGAUCAACUAUGGUGGGGAGAUCCCCAAGUCCAUGUAUGUGCGGGACCAGGUGAAGACACAGUACGAAAACUCAGUGCAGAUCAACCGUGGCUCCUCCCACCAAGUAGAGUACGAGAUCCUGUUUCCAGGCUGUGUCCUCAGAUGGCAGUUUGCAUCAGAUGGUGGGGACAUUGGCUUUGGAGUUUUCCUGAAGACCAAGAUGGGGGAGCGGCAGAGGGCUGGGGAAAUGACAGAGGUGCUGCCCAGCCAGCGCUGCAAUGCCCACAUGGUGCCUGAGGAUGGGAGUCUCACCUGCUCAGAAGCUGGUGUCUAUGUCCUGCGCUUUGACAACACCUAUAGCUUUGUCCACGCCAAGAAGGUCAGCUUCACAGUGGAGGUACUGCUUCCAGAUGAGGGGAUGCAGAAAUAUGAGGAGGAGCUAACCCCUGUCUAGGUGGCUCCCUCAAUUCUUAGAGACCCCAGGACCCUCUGCUUUCUCUCUAUAUAUCCUAUCCUCCCCACCUCUGAAAUUGAUCUUUAAUCUUUCUGUGUCUGUAAUGUUAGUGAGUACAUAAAGAGCUUCCCUGGGGAAGACUCAGCUGCUGUGGAAAGGCAUUAGAGGCACAGCCUUGGAGAGCAGCAAGGCUGCAGAAGAGAAAAAAAAGCAAGGGUAAAGGCAAGAGGUGUAUGCCACUGAAACUCAAGAAAUAGGAAAAUGAAUCUCUCAUCCUUUGUCCUCAUCUCCAGUAAGGCUUUUGCAUGUGCUUGAAUUCCUUCCCUGUGACCUGUGAGCAACUUGGGUUGGAGAUAUAUCUAAGUCCUUUUUACUUCCACUCCUUAUAUAGUUGAUGCUGAGUGCAUACUUACAGAGUUGAAAGGGGAGGGAGCAGUGAUGCAUGGGCAUGUGGGAGGAGGAGCUAAUGUGGGGUGGGUUUGAGCACCUUGGACUGGGGCUUGAGGCAUGGCUGGGAUGGACUGUCCUGAAGAUCCAGUCCAUCCAGCCUCCAGAAAGGCCACAUGCCUCUGACAGGAGAUGCCCGCACCAGACUUUGUCUGACUUGCAGCACUCAGGUUGCCCCAUCUAUCACCUCCACCUAC
Nycticebus coucang (slow loris) is the source of this 1927-nucleotide messenger RNA. RefSeq names its product SEC14-like protein 3. The coding region runs from base 81 to 1283 and encodes 400 amino acids. NCBI's taxonomy places the organism in Eukaryota, Metazoa, Chordata, Mammalia, Primates, Lorisidae. The record is from RefSeq and is a predicted model, not a curated record. The transcript is spliced from 12 exons. Gene Ontology annotation, cellular component: nuclear speck; cytoplasm.